Molecule: messenger RNA, 3288 nt
Organism: Penicillium soppii
Lineage: Eukaryota; Fungi; Ascomycota; Eurotiomycetes; Eurotiales; Aspergillaceae
Product: SacI domain and endonuclease/exonuclease/phosphatase family protein
Exons: 7
Coding region: 1-3288 (1095 amino acids)
Biological process (GO): phosphatidylinositol dephosphorylation
Cellular component (GO): cytoplasm; membrane
Molecular function (GO): phosphatidylinositol-3,5-bisphosphate 5-phosphatase activity; phosphatidylinositol-4,5-bisphosphate 5-phosphatase activity
Source: RefSeq, a predicted model, not a curated record
AUGUCGAAGCUUCGGGUACUUUGUCGGGAUCAGCCUGAACGUACAAUUGCACUGGUCUCGUCAGACCAUGCCUUGGUGUUUCACUCUACCUCAACCGAUACCGCCAAGGACAGCCCCCGCUGUCAAGUUGAGUUUUCGGACUUGAAAUCGGUAGACUUGAAAGGGUACCGAUCGCUGGGAGCUGGACAAGGUACCCUUGGCCUUGUCACGCUCAAUGAUGAUGUAUUUGUUUGCGUCGUUGCAAGUUCUUCACAAGCUGCCAUUGUGAGACCCGGCGAGACUGUAUCAAAAAUUGACAGUGUAGGCUUCUACUGUCUUAAUCGUUCAGAGUAUGAGUUCGGGUUAGACUAUGAGACCGGGUCUCAAUUCACGGCCGAGGACCGACUUGGCACAGAUGGAAAGGAUGUGGUGACCGAUCACCCUUUCCUGGCCUUGAAAAAACUAUUAGGAGAUGGAAGUUUUUAUUACAGUCUGGAUUUCAACCUUACAGAUCGCCUGCAGGACCGGGCUGAUAAGUCUGCUGCAUUUGACAUUGACACUCUGGAUGAAGAUAUGCUUUGGAAUUCUUACAUGAUCAGUCCAUUGCUUCUAUUCCGUAGUCAUCUGCCACCAUCCGACAAGGCCAAACUGGAUGCAUCGCAAAUGCUGACUUGUGUCAUCCGGGGAUUUGCCAGUACACUCAAAGUGCCAGCCACGGUAUCAAUUCUUCCUCAUGUGCGAACUAAUCUCCCCUCCAUGUUGACAAUCAUAUCCCGGCAAUCUUCUCGACGUGCUGGCACGAGAUUCAACUCGAGAGGUAUUGACGAUGAUGGAAAUGUUGCCAACUUUGUGGAGACUGAAACCAUUCUGUGGGUUGCGCCGGGAAUAGUCUUCUCUUAUGCCCAAGUGCGAGGCUCAGUGCCAAUUUUCUGGGAACAAGCCCCGGGUCUCAUUCCGGGUCAGCAGAAGAUUGAAGUCACCCGGUCUGGCGAGGCCACACAGCAUGCGUUCAAUCGACACUUUGAAACUCUAGAGCUGGAGUAUGGCGCAGUACAUGUGGUUAACUUGCUAAGUGAACUGAAACCUGGAGAAGCAGAGUUGUCUGCAAAUUUUCGAAAGCACAUCAACAAAAGCUCAGUCAGGCAAAAGGAAGACGCAGGUACCUCUCCGCGUCGUAGUCUCCUGCGAAUGACCGAGUAUGAUUUCCUUGCUGAGACUCGGGGUCCUUCGGGAUAUGAAGCCAGUUCCCAGAUCAAACAUGAGCUGAUCAACUCAUUGGAUGGAUUUUCCUACUUUUUGUCGGAAGAUUCUAGUCGUCCAAAUAAAAACACUUAUGACAGAGACGAUGCAGUCAACAGUUCUUCGGUAAUCUUGCAACAAGAAGGUGUUUUCCGAACUAAUUGUCUAGAUUGCCUGGACAGAACAAAUCUCGUCCAGACAAUCAUCAGCUCGAUGGCCUUUGAGUCUUUUUUGUCGCAGCAAGGCGGAAGACUCAGCUCAGAUAUGCAAGUCAGGCAUUCGACCAUUUGGGCCGAUAAUGGCGAUGCACUCUCCAAGAUAUAUGCGGGGACGGGAGCUCUCAAAUCCUCCUUCACCAGGCAUGGAAAAAUGUCCCUUGCGGGAGCACUUGCAGAUGCACGGAAAAGUGCCACUCGACUUUAUGUCAACAAUUUCACGGACAAAUCCAGACAAAGGACGAUUGACCUACUCCUAGGCCGGCUCACAAAUCAGUCGCCCGUACAUCUCUACGAUCCAAUCAAUGAUUUAGUGCUCGAUGAAUUGAAUCGUCGGACCUCGGAAUAUUCUUCGCGUACACAGGUCCGGUUCUGGGUUGGCACUUUCAAUGUGAAUGGGCGUGACGAGGGCCCAGGCACUGAUCUUACUCCGUGGCUUUUUCCAGAGGCGGAUACCUCUGAUGAAGAUCCAGCAGUGUUUGUCGUCGGUUUUCAGGAAAUUGUCGCCUUGAGUCCCCAACAGAUAAUGUCUACCGAUCCCAGUACUCGCAAGGUUUGGGAAAAGGCGGUCCAUGACUGUUUGAACACCCAUUCAAAGCUGAAAGGUACAGGAAAGUACGUACAUCUUAGAAGUGGCCAACUUGUCGGUGCUGCGGCUUUGCUUUACGUCAAGGAAGAUGCCUUGAAAUAUAUCAAAAACGUCGAAGGCAGUACUGGUCUCUCUGGUAUUGCUGGCAAUAAGGGCGGCUGUGCUAUUCGCUUCGACUUCUCCAACACAAGUGUCUGCUUCGUUACAGCCCAUCUUGCAGCAGGUUUUGCAAACUAUGAUGAACGAAACAGGGACUACGAUAUCAUCGACCGAGGACUACGGUUCCAGAAGAAUAGGACAAUCGCUGACCACGACGCCGUGAUCUGGCUAGGUGAUUUCAACUAUCGAAUUGGAUUAAGCAACCCUAGCGUAAAAGAGCUCAUCUUGCAGCACGACUAUCAAAGGUUGUAUGAUAACGACCAAUUGAAUCUUCAAAUGGUUGCGGGAAGAGUGUUCCAGUUUUACUCAGAAGGCCCAAUUGACUUCCCACCUACCUAUAAGUACGAUGUUGGAAGGGACAAUUACGAUACAUCUGAGAAAGCUCGUAUUCCCGCAUGGUGUGAUCGAGUUUUGUGGAGAGGAAGCAACCUGCAGCAAACUCACUACCAAACUGCGGAUUUGAAGGUCUCUGAUCAUCGUCCAGUCUGGGCAGCCUUUAAUUGUGUAAUCGAUAUUGUAGACCACGCGUUGAAAGAAAAGCUCAGGCGGUCGAUAUACGAAGGGAAACAAGGCCAUGAUCAGGCUUUUCUCGCGAACUCUGUCUCUCUGCUGGACUUGGACGAUGAUGAAAGCACGCCCGCUGUUUCCAUUGCACCCGGGCUACCACCAGCAAGUUCUGAUCGAAGCCGAUGGUGGUUAGACAAUGGGGCCCCGGUAAAAGCAACUGUACAACCACCAAAGGAAGGAUACGUGGCCAAUACUCAUCGCAAGUCUAAUCCCUUCUCUGCAGAUGUUGACUGGGUAGCAAGCCCAAUCUCAUCAAAACAACAACAAAUUGAGAGGAAACCGAUGUUGCCUCCUCGUCGUGACACGCUUGGGUCAACUGGGUCCACGUCACCUCAAUCAGUAGAAUCUGCGAAAAUACCACCGGUCGUCCCACGGAAACCGCUAUCGUUGAGCUCCCAAUCCAAUUCGCGGACAAUGCCAACCAUGUCCAACAAUCAGACAACAAGGCAAGGCAGUUCAGGAAAUGCGACUGCAAGCCCACCAGAUCUCCUCGGAGAUUCUUCCAGUGAACAAAUUGGAUGGAAGCCACUUAUUCAAUGA